GUUGACAUCGUGGACAUCUAUGAGUCUAUCCGUGAAAGGCAGCGCCAUGACAGCGAAAGGUCUACCUGCAGCACCUUGGAGCAGAACGACAUCGAAGCUGUUGAAGCGCUUGUUUGUAUGAGCUCCUGGGGUCAAAGAUCCCAGAAAGGUGACAUAUUAAAGAUAAGGCCGCUUACGCCUUUCUCGGAUUCUGGUGAUUUCACAAUGCACACCGAGGCGACAUCUGACUUACCGAAGGACUAUUUAUCUACACUGUGCAUGACCCCUCCGCACAGCCCUGACUUUGUUGAGGUAUCGGCUGCUACUCUCCUCUCCUCGCAAGUCACUUAUUCCAAACCAAGGACUGUCAUGGCAAAUACAGCUGUCUGUUCAGUCACUUCAGUGACUGGUGCCUCUCCCAUAACCAAGCCAUCUGUUACCAACAUGUCUCCAUGCAGCCAGAAGCCAGUGAUAGCUGAAUCCUUUGCCCCUCAGCCUUGCAGGGCCAUGGCAACAAGUGUCAUACGUCACACAGGAGAUAGCUCUUCUGCUGUGCAAGGGAAAACAAAGGUGACUUCAGGCUACAGUGCUUCCAGAGACUGGUGUGGAGUGGAUGACCGAAGACAUUCCAGACUGCCCCAGGAGCCAUGUGCUGCUGAUGAUUUAAUUAACAAAACCUCUCCAGUACAUCAGCCUUAUGCACAGGACUCUGGUGAUACUGUGACCAAUAAAGGACAACUAGUGGUCCGGCCUCUUUCACCGCAGACCCAUUUACCAGAGAACUGUGAGAAUGACUUGCAAAAAAGAGCUACGCCAGUGACACCCGCCCCUGUUUCAAGCCCCCAGGUUCUCUGCCAAAUGAUCCCUUUAAAUGGACAAAGCGGUAUGAUCAAUGCCUAUGUCAAACCUCCAACUCCAACAGUCUCAACUCCCAUGAAACCUAUUUUACCACAGACAGCCCCGCUCUCUCAGCCUGUACUCAUGGGACCUUCUGUGCCUCAGGGGACUGUCAUGUUGGUUCUCCCACAGACUGCUGUCACACCUACGCCGCCGUGCCCGCAAACAGUAAUGACUGUUGGCAACACCAAGUUACUGCCCCUUGCCCCUGCUCCCGUGUUCAUCGCUUCUGGCCAAAGCUGUGCUCCCCAGGUGGACUUUUCUAGACGGAGGAAUUAUGUUUGCAACUUCCCUGGGUGCAAGAAAACCUAUUUCAAAAGCUCCCACCUCAAAGCCCACCUUCGCACCCACACUGGAGAAAAGCCUUUCAACUGCAACUGGGAAGGCUGUGACAAGAAGUUUGCCCGCUCAGACGAACUGUCACGCCACCGCAGAACGCACACGGGAGAGAAGAAGUUUGCUUGUCCGGUGUGUGAGCGUCGCUUCAUGCGCAGCGAUCACUUGACAAAGCACACCCGCCGCCAUAUGACCACAAAGAAGAUUCCCAGCUGGCAGACAGAGGUUGGCAAACUCAGCAGGAUUGCCACAGCAGAGAAACCGAAGAGCAGCAGUGCUCUGAGUAUGCUCAUCCCCUUGCCAUCAUCUGUCUGUCAGGGCUAGUGUGAGGGAGCACCUUCUCUAAACUGUCUGGCGAUCAGGAAGAGCUCUGAUGGAUAGAGCAGAACUGACAAUG
This is a messenger RNA of Nestor notabilis (Kea), 1609 nucleotides long. It is a transcript of the gene KLF11, whose product is annotated as Kruppel-like factor 11. The annotation marks the transcript as partial. Gene Ontology annotation, biological process: regulation of transcription by RNA polymerase II. The transcript has 3 exons. Gene Ontology annotation, molecular function: DNA-binding transcription factor activity, RNA polymerase II-specific; RNA polymerase II cis-regulatory region sequence-specific DNA binding. Lineage: Eukaryota; Metazoa; Chordata; Aves; Psittaciformes; Psittacidae. The record is from RefSeq and is a predicted model, not a curated record.